AUGGCUACCAGUCCGCAGGGUGUACCUUACGAACAGCUUGCACAUUACGUGAACGCUGACGGACAGUGUAUUUUCACACGUUCCUGGGCUCCACCUACAGAUGCAGAACCAAGGGCACUGUGUCUGGUAUUGCACGGCGCAGCUGAGCACAGUGGUCCAUACGACAGACUCGCUAUACCCUUGACAGGAUGUGGUGUUAUGGUAUAUGCACAUGAUCACGUUGGUCACGGACAGAGCCAGGGAGAUCGUGUGAAUAUAACAGAUUUCAACAUUUAUGUUCGAGAUACUUUACAACAUAUUGACAUAAUUGCGAAGAAACAUCCAAAUUUACCAAUAUUUCUCUUUGGACAUUCCAUGGGUGGAACAAUAGCCAUACUAACAGCCAUAGAGAGACCUGAUCAGUUCACUGGUGUUGUGCUGUCUGGCCCGGUUAUCACGAUAAAAAACAAGUCCCCAAUAACGACAUAUAUGUUGAGAAUUGUAUCAUAUUGGUUUCCAAAAUAUGAAGUAACGAAAAUAAAUGCAGAGCAUAUUACUAGAGAUCCCAAAGAGGUAGAAUUAUACGAAAACGAUCCACUGGUAUGGCAUGGUGGACUACCGUCGAGUUUUAUCGCUCAGGUUAUAACAGGUACUCGGGAGGUUCAGCAGAAUCUAUCGUCGAUUGAGUGGCCUUUCUUGAUCCUACAUGGAGAUGCAGACAAGCUGUGCGACAUCGAAGGUUCCAAGAUGAUGAUGGAAAAGGCAAAGAGCACAGACAGGCAUUUACAAGUAUACCCUGGACAUUAUCAUGCUUUAAUCUGUGAACCCCCUCAAGAUGCCGCCGUUGUGAUCAGAGAUAUAACAUCAUGGAUUGUAAGAAGAAUUCCCGAGAAUGCAACCAAACCAGAUGACGUAAAUUACAGAGAAUAAACAUGACAUGGAGUUAAAUAGUUAAAUGUGAUAACAUCAACAAUCACCGACACAUAUGAUGUCAGAAUGAGGGUGGAUUAGGUUUAAGAUAUAACACAAAUACCACCAAUCAAUAUAUACCAUAUGCAAUUGGAUCAAUUUAAAAAAAAAACUCUGAUACAUA
Messenger RNA from Saccoglossus kowalevskii, 1072 nucleotides. RefSeq names its product monoglyceride lipase-like. Lineage: Eukaryota; Metazoa; Hemichordata; Enteropneusta; Harrimaniidae. The record is from RefSeq and is a predicted model, not a curated record.